CCUCAAAUAGACCAACACGCUUUCUAAACAUUUUACUGUAAGCGCUAUUUUUGCCCCGACUUCAAAAUCUCGAAUCGGAUUGAAUUAAACCACAAAUACAUUUAUGAAAUCCCCAAAUUUUUACCUGCUCUGUGAUGCUUUAAGGUUUUCUUCAACAUUCCAAUUGUUCUUCAUUUGAACAAGUUACAUGACUAAAUCAGACGUCACCUGCAUAAUCGUCCGAUAAAGAUAUAGGCCAAAGUUUUAACCUUCACGAGUAAUAUGAAGCAAAGAGAACCAACGACUAAGGUGCCUUACAAUUCGAAAAACGAGGUGGAUAUAAUCAGCAACUUACCAGGUCACAUCAUAGACAAAAUAUUGUCGCAUUUGUCACUACGAGACGCCGUUCGAUCAAGCAUUCUAUCGAACAAGUGGCGGUACAAAUGGGUCACCCUUCCUCAUCUCGUGUUCGAUAACCAAUCCGUACUAGUCUCCACCCAAGACCAAACCCUCGUGAAAAACAAACUAGUCAACAUAGUUGACCACGUCCUAUUACUCCACGCGGGCCCCAUACACAAGUUCAAGCUCUCCCAUCGGGACCUACAAGGUGUUAGCGAUAUAGAUAGAUGGGUUCUGUAUCUAUCGAGGGGUUCUGUAAAAGAAUUCAUACUAGAAAUAUGGAAAGGCCACCGAUACAAGCUUCACUCUUCGAUCUACUCGUACCAAAAAUUGGUCCAUUUGGAGCUUUUUAACUGUCUUUUGAAACCCCCAUCGAAUUUCAACGGGUUUAAGAGCUUGAAGAGUCUUGAUCUCCAGCAUAUCACGAUGGACCAAUCGGAGUUUGAGAAGAUUAUUGCCAGCUGUCCUUUGCUCGAGAGGUUGACUUUGAUGAACUUUGAAGGGUUUGGUCUUCUUAAUAUACGUGCGCCGAGUCUUCUCUUCUUCGAUGUGGGGGGCGUUUUUGAGGACGUGAGUUUUGUGGGUACAUUCAAUCUAGCUGUUGUGUCGAUUGGUUUGUAUGUUAAUAAUGGGAUUGAGAGGAAUCUUGGUUUUGGUACGGGGAAUCUCAUCAAGUUUUUCGCUUGUUUGCCGCAUAUUCAGAGGCUUGAGGUGCAGAGCUUUUUCUUGAAGUAUUUGGCUUGUGGAAUUAUACCUGGGAAGCUACCCACACCUUGUCUUGAUCUUAGUUAUCUUUCGAUACGGAUUAAUUUCAACGACAUGGAAGAGAAUAUGGCUGCUCUUUGCCUUCUCCGAAGUUCUCCAAACCUUCAAGAGCUUGAGCUUUUGGCUCGUACGGAGGAACAAAAUACUGCAUUUGGUGCUCCCAAUAUUGUGGAGAAUUUUCCGAGCUUUUCGUUUAGUCAGCUAAGGCUUAUUAAAAUUAUUGGAAUAUCCGGAAUAAAACAAGAACUGAACUUCAUCAACUUCUUGCUUUUGAAUACUCCGGUUCUUGAAAAGAUGACUGUUAAGCCCGCUUCGACGGAUAGUGGGUGGGAGUUGGUUAAGGAGUUGCUUCGAUUUCGACGAGCUUCCAUGUUUGCUGAGAUAGUUUAUCUGGACCCGUAAGUUUUUGUCGGAAAAUUUAAAGAAAUAGAAGUUAUGACACUGCAGUUUAUUUAUUUGGUUGAUGUCUUAAUGUUUUAUGAGCUUUUUGUUGAGAUGUUGAAAGAAUGGGUGUGGAUUCUCUUUUCUUUCACUUUAUGUAUUGGAGUUAUCUGAGCAUAUUAUUGCCUGGUGUAAAUUAUAAAUAACUAAUAAAGGUAUGCCUAAAUUACUGAAA
This is a messenger RNA of Erythranthe guttata (spotted monkey flower), 1759 nucleotides long. RefSeq names its product F-box/FBD/LRR-repeat protein At1g13570. The record is from RefSeq and is a predicted model, not a curated record. Gene Ontology annotation, molecular function: protein binding. Lineage: Eukaryota; Viridiplantae; Streptophyta; Magnoliopsida; Lamiales; Phrymaceae.